Messenger RNA from Aspergillus tubingensis, 702 nucleotides. RefSeq names its product carbamoyl-phosphate synthase arginine-specific large chain. The transcript is spliced from 4 exons. The coding region runs from base 1 to 702 and encodes 233 amino acids. The record is from RefSeq and is a predicted model, not a curated record. NCBI's taxonomy places the organism in Eukaryota, Fungi, Ascomycota, Eurotiomycetes, Eurotiales, Aspergillaceae.
AUGGAACGCAAACGGCACGAAAAGUAUAUUCCUCGCUACUCCUUGAAUUUUGAAGCGUCCGGUCUGAGCAUCAUCAGAACCAGUUUUGAGCGACCGGUUCCAGAAAACAUAUCACUUACGUGGACGGUUCAUGAUAUUCUUGGAUAUACUUCGCCACUACCGGCCUCUGUCCAUCCAUCAUGGUACCUCCUAUACCAACAGAUUGUCAUCUACACUACAUCCACUUGCAAAGCUCAAGAACAGACAGAUGCAAUGAGCGGCAUCAGCCAAUCAGACUAUACUAGAAAGACUGCACUUUUCAAACUGCCAGAUAAAGGCGACUACAGCUUGGGUGCCGAACCGCCUUCUGCAUCCAACCGUCUAACAUACAAUACCGAUGACGCUUCUACUCUGGAGCGGUUCAGAAUCCGCGAGCUCUGCGAAGGCUGGCCUCUUCACCGCGAUGCCUGCGAAUGGUCUGAUCUGAGGGAAAUAUUUGAUCCCAAGGCCUUCAUAAAUAUCAGCUGGCAGCAAAACUACCGGGACAAGGCCAUUGAUACUUGGGCUGAAGGAUGGGCGAAGAGUGAAUUCAUUUGCCAUCGGGUUCUGGGUCACGCCGUAGAUAUCAAGGGUGAUCGUGCCAUCGAUAAAAUGAAGUGUACGAUCUCCUGCCGGUUUGCGGAUGAGAACGGGGUUGAAUGGGAUAGCGACUGUGACUGUUGA